Molecule: messenger RNA, 8335 nt
Organism: Gadus macrocephalus (Pacific cod)
Lineage: Eukaryota; Metazoa; Chordata; Actinopteri; Gadiformes; Gadidae
Gene: ttc28
Product: tetratricopeptide repeat domain 28
Molecular function (GO): protein binding
Source: RefSeq, a predicted model, not a curated record
UUGAGGUUUGGUGGAUAGUUGUAGGCUUACCCUAUUGUCUCGAAUGGGUCCCGGACGUCGGAUUCUUCAAUAAUAAAAGUUUCGAGUCACUGUCGCCGUAGAGUGGACAAAAUGGAAAAGGCGAAAGCUAAGAAGGAAAAGUUCUCCCUGUUCAGCUCCCGCUCCACCCACCGGCACCCCGUCACCCAGCCUCCCCCCUCCCCGUUCUUCACCUCCUCCUCCUCCUCCCCGCCGGGGCUCCCGUCCGGGGCCCUGCUCCCCAAGGACCCCGUGCACCUCGCCUCUUCCGCCGCCUCGUGCUCCUCCUCGUGCACCUCCUCCUCCCUCAGCAAGGCGGAGUUCCUGGAGCGCGUGCGGCGCAGUAACCAGGCCUGCCAGCAGGGGGAGUACGCGCUGGCCGUGCGCCUCUACAGCGAGGCCCUGGCCGCGGACCCCCAGAACUGCAUCCUGUACAGCAACCGCUCGGCCGCCUACCUGCGGCUGGGGCAGUACGGCACCGCCCUGGACGACGCCCUCAAGGCCCGGCUCAUCAACCCCAAGUGGCCCAAGGCCUACUUUCGCCAGGGGGUUGCGCUGCAGUACCUGGGUCGCCAUGCCGACGCACUGGCUGCGUUCGCCUCCGGCCUCGCCCAGGACCCCAAGAGCCUGCAGCUGCUGGUGGGCAUGGUGGAGGCGGCCAUGAAGUCACCGCUCAGAGACUCCAUCGAGCCCACCUACCAGAAGCUCCAGACGAUGAAGCUGGACAAGAGCCCCUUCGUGGUGGUGUCGGUGAUCGGCCAGGAGCUGGUGAGCCACGGCUCCUACGGGGCCUCCGUGGUGGUGCUGGAGUCGGGUCUGAAGAUAGGCACCUGCUCCUUGAAGCUGCGCGGGUCCGUGUUCUCCGCCCUCAGCUCCGCCUACUGGUCGCUCGGCAACAGCGAGAAGAGCGUGGCCUACAUGCAGCAGGACCUGGAGGUGGCCAAGACUCUGGGUGACCAGUGUGGUGAGUGUCGGGUUCAUGGGAACCUCGGCUCGGCUUUCUACUCCAAAGGGAACUACCGGGAGGCCCUGACCAAUCACAGGAACCAGCUGGUGCUCGCCAUGAGGCUCAAGGACAGAGAGGCUGCGUCCGGGGCCCUCAGCAGCCUGGGCCACGUGUACACCUCCAUAGGGGACUACCCCAACGCCCUGGCCAGCCACAAGCAGUGCGUGCUGCUGGCCCGGCAGAGCCAGUGCCGGCUCUCCGAGGCUCGGCAGCUGGGGAACGUGGGGGCCGUGUACACCGCGCUGGGGGACUUCGCCAACGCCCUGAAGUGCCACGAGCAGCAUCUGGAGGUUGCCAAGACCCUGGGGAACCGGCGGGAGGAGGCCCGGGCGUACAGCAACCUGGGCAGCGCCUACCACUCCCAGAGGGACUUCGACAAGGCCGUGUCCUACCACACCCGGGUCCUGGAGCUGGCCCGGGAGCUGGAGGAGAGGGCUUUCGAGAUGAGGGCGUACGCGGGGCUGGGCCACGCCGCUCGCUGCAUGCAGGACUUGGCGAGGGCGGGGGGGUACCAUCAGAACCAGCUGGACAUCGCACAGGAGCUGGAAGACAGACCGGCCCAGGGGCGGGCCUCGUCCAACCUGGGCAUCAUCCAGCAGAUGAGGGGGGAGUAUGACACGGCGCUGGAGCUCCACAAGACCCACCUGGCCCUGGCCCAGGAGCUGGGGGACUACGCCGCCCAGGGCCGGGCCUACGGGAACAUGGGCAACGCCUACAACGCCCUGGGCCACCACGACCAGGCCGUGCGCUACCACCGGCAGGAGCUGCAGAUCUCCCUGGAGGUGAACGACCGUCCGUCCCAGGCCUCGACCCACGGUAACCUGGCCGUGGCCUACCAGGCCCUGGGGGCCCACGACCAGGCCCUCCAGCACUACCUGCACCACCUCUCCAUCGCCAGGGACCUCGGCGACGCCCAGAGUGAAGCCAGGGCUUUAGCUAACCUGGGGAACUUCCACAGCGGCCGAGGGGAGUAUGCCCAGGCCCUGCCCUACUACCAGCAGUACCUGGCCCUGAGCCCCGGGCUGCAGGACCUGGAGACGGCCGGGAAGAUCUUCCACAACCAGGGCUACGCGUACUACUGCCUGGGCCAGUAUCGAGACGCCAUCAGGUGUUAUGAGCAGGACCUGGGCUUGGCAAAGGACCUCCAGGAUAAACUGGCCCAGGCCAAGGCCUACUGCAACCUGGGCCUGGCCCACAAGGCCCUGGGGGAGUACAGCAAGGCGGAGGAGUGUCAGAGAUACCUGCUGUCCCUGGCUCAAGCCCUGGACAACACCCAGGCGGCGUUCCGGGCGCUGGGGAACCUGGGGGAUGUUUGUGUGUGUCGGGGAGAUCUUCCGGCGGCUACGCGGUUCUACCAGCAGCAGCUCAAGCUGGCCCAGAAGCACAAGAACCAGAAGAUGGAGGCAGAUGCUUAUUCAGCACUUGGCUCGUCUCACAGGCUCCAGCGGCAGAUGGAGCCGGCGCUGUCCUUCCACAGCCAGGAGCUGACCCUGCGCAGGGACCUGUGCGACCAGCAGGGGGAGUGCCAGGCCCUGGGCCACCUGGCGGCCGUGCACAUGACCCUGGGCGACUACGCCACCACGCUGCAGUGCUACGAGGCCCAGCUGGUGCUGGCCCAGGGGCUGCGCGACGCCCGGCUGGAGGCCCGGGUGCACGGCAACAUGGGCAUCACCAAGCUGAACAUGGGGCUGUUCGAGGAGGCCAUCGGCUACUUCGAGCAGCAGCUGGCCAUGCUGCAGCAGCUGAGCGGCGCCGAGGGCGUGCUGGACCGCGGGCGCGCCUUCGGGAGCCUGGCCGACUGCUACGACGCGCUGGGGGACUUCGAGGAGGCCAUCCAGUACUACGAGAAGUACCUGAGCGUGGCCCAGAGCCUGGUGCACGUCCAGGACCAGGAGAAGGCCUACAGGGGGCUGGGGAAUGCACACCGGUCUAUGGGUAACCUCCAGCAGGCGUUGGUGUGCUUUGAGAAGCGCUUGGUGGUAGCCCAUGAGCUGGGUGGCGACGGAGGGGGCAAGGCCCACGCGUACGGGGAGCUAGGCACCCUGCACAGCCAGCUGGGCAACUACGAACAGGCCCUGUCCUGUCUGGAGCACCAGCUCAACAUCGCCCACACAGCAGGGGACCAAUCACUGGCUGGUGAGGCUAGUGGAUCCCUGGGAGGAGUUUACCAGCUGAUGGGAGACAACGAGACAGCUUUGCAGUGGCACCAGAGGGCACUGGAUAUUGCGGAGCAAAUAGGAUGUGGGCGGGGCCAGGGCCGGGCCUACGGGGACCUGGGACUGACCUACGAGGCCCUGGGGAACUUUGAGCGAGCCGUGUUCUACCAGGAGCAGCACCUGAGCGUGGCGGCGCAGACCAACGACCUCCCGGCCAAGACCCUGGCCUACGGGAGCCUGGGGAGGACACACCACGCGCUGCAGAACUUUGCACAGGCUGUGAUGUACCUGCAGGAAGGCCUGCGUCUGGCUGAGCAGCUGGGCCGGAGGGAGGAUGAGGCGAAGGUGCGCCAUCACCUGGGUCUGUCUCUCUGGGCCAGCGGGAACCUGGACGCUCAGCAUCAGUUGUACAGAGCGUCUCUGCUCUUCGAGACGAUCCGCCAUGAGACGCAGCCCAGUGCAGAGAACAAGAUCCGUCUGCUGGACCUCCAGACCAGCACCUACCAGGCUCUCCAGAGGGUCCUGGUCAGCCUCGGUCGCCAUGACGAGGCUCUGGCCAUAGCGGAGCGGGGUCGCCCCCGGGCCUUCGUGGACCUUCUGAUGGAGCAUCAGAAGGGCGGGGAGCCGGCGGUGACCUCUGACCUCUACACGCCGGUGAGCGUGGAGCACAUGCUGGAGGUGGUGAGCAGGCAGAGGGCCGAGGUGCUCUACUACUCUCUGGCGGGAGGCUUCCUCUACAGCUGGCUGCUGUCGCCCGGGAAAGGCAUUAUCAAGUUCCACCAGGUGUAUCUUGGAGAGAGUGGAGGAGAGAGGUCUGAGUUCCAUGAGGGCGGGGCCAGUACUGUUGGGGGCGGAGUCAAUGGAAGCGGCCAAUCUCUGGAGCAGUACAUCUCCAACGCUAGAGAGGCCCUGGGAGUGGACAGCCAUUACAGCAGGAGCAAUCAGAGCAGCGUCCCCAGCACCACUGCAUCUCCAGUGAGAGAGAGACGGGCCGUCAACAGGUCUCCUCUGCGAGCGCUCUACGACCUGCUCAUAGGACCCAUGGAAAUGGGCCUGAUGUCGAGCGCCAGCUCGGUGGGCCGCCACCGGGAGCUGGUGCUGGUGCUGGAGGGAGAGCUGUUCCUCAUCCCCUUCGCCCUGCUCAAGGGCAGCUCCUCCAACGAGUACCUGUACGAGCGCUUCAGCCUGAUCUCCGUCCCGGCGCUCAGCGGGCUGGGGGCCUCCGUCAAGCCCCCGGCCCCGUGCAGCGGGGUCCCCCUGUCCUGCUCCGACGGGGGCUCGGUGGCCGCCGUGGUGGGGGCCCCCCUGCUCCCCUCCAACGUGAUGGACCGCUGGCUCUGGGGGCCCCUGCCCUCGGCCCAGGACGAGGCCCUCUGGCUGGGGGAGCAGCUGGGCAGCGCGCCCCUCACCGGAGCCGCCGCCACCAAGGAGCGGGCGGUGGCGCUGCUGAAGCAGGCGCAGUGCGUCCACUUCGCCACGCACGUCUCCUGGAAGCUGGCCGCGCUGGUGCUGGCCCCCGGCCAGGACAGUCCGGGGCGGGGGCGGGGGCGGGCCGGCGGCGGUGGGCGACCCGCGGAGAAGGCGCCCUGCGGCGGGGUGGGUGCCGCGGACGAGGCCCCCGGCGGCGGCAGUCCGGGCGGACGCGGGGCCGCCGGGGACGUGGAGAGCGAGGACGGGGAGAGCGCGGUCAGCGAUGGGGAGAGUGUGGCCGACAGCCCGGCCCUCCAGGACUUCCUGCUCACCGCGGCGGACAUACUCAACCUGAGCCUCAACGUCAAGCUGGUGGUUUUGAGGAUGUUCCCCGAGUCCAGCAGCAGGGUGACCGCCGACGGGGUGGUGGGGCUGUCGCGGGCGCUGCUGGCGGCGGGGGUCCAGUGUGUGUGCGUGUCCCAGUGGGCGGUCCCGGCGGCGGCCUCCAAGGUGUUCACGCAGGCGUUCUACACGGCCCUCCUGAACGGGACCCGGGCCAGCGCCGCGCUGACCGAGGCCAUGAAGACGGUGCAGAGCAGCCCCCUGUUCUCCCACCCCACCCACUGGGCCGGCUACAUGCUGAUUGGCUGUGAUGUGAAGUUGAACAGCCCUAAGUCUAUGAUUGGCCAAGCCCUUACGGAGAUCCUCCAAUGCCCAGACAGGGCAAGAGACGCUCUUCGAGUUCUUUUACACUUGGUGGAGAAGUCUUUACAGCGCAUCCAGAGUGGUCAAUGUAACCCCAUGUACACGUCCCUGCAAAGCAUCGAGAACAAGGUGGGUGGCGUCCCUGGCUGGCAGGCCCUGCUGUCUGCGGUGGGCUUCAGGUCUGACGGCUUAGGGGGCGGCGGGCCGGGCGGUCUCCCCGCUGCCUCCGCGGUCUUCUUCCCCACCAUGGACCCCGGGAGCCGCCUGCAGCAGUGCAGCGCCACCCUACAGGCCCUGCUUGGUCUCCCUCCUGCAGCUCUGCUGGCUCUGUGUAAGCUGGUGACAGAGUCUGAGAGUGGAGAACAGCUGAUCAGCAAGCUUCACCAGGUGCUGGUGCAGCUGCAGUCAGGUGACAAAGAUCAGGACUUCUCAUUGGUUCCCAUCCAAGUGUCUAUAAGUGUCCAGCUCUGGAGAUUGCCCGGCUGCCACGAGUUCCUGGCCGCUAUCGGAUUUGACCUUUGUGAGGUCGGCCAGGAGGAGGUGGUUCUAAAGACCGGGAAGCAAGCGAGCAGGCGUACCAUGCACUUUGCGCUCAAUUCUCUCCUGGGCUUCUUUGACGCUUCGGAGCUCCCCAAGCGUCAGAGCAUGGACAGCUCGUCCUCCCUGGAGUCCCUGUCGUCCUCCCAGUGCACCACCUCGUCCCAGGCCCAGUCCCUGGCCCCGUCCCUGGGCGGCUACCAGACCCAGCCCCCCUACCCGCCCCCCGUCUACCCGGACACCCUCUCCUGCGACGCCAUCUCCGUCUACAGCCUCAGCUCCCUGGCCUCGUCCCUCAGCUUCCUGUCCAGGCCCGAGCCGGCAGGAAGUGACCUCAUCAGCCAACAGGAUCUAGACCGACACCGGGCCGGAGGAGCAGGAGUGGGAGGAGGGGGAGGUCGGCAUACGGACGGACUGUCGCUGGGUCGGCUGGGCGGUCGGGGCGGUGCCGCGGGAGGGAAGCAGGGAGGAGAGGAGUACGAUGGGUUCUCCAUUAUCAGCAGCGAACCGUUGGGAGGAGCAGCAGGAGGAGGAGGAGGAGGCGGAGGAGGAGGAGGCGGGAGGGACUACGGCACGCUGUCGUUACCCGGGGGACACAGGCACAACAGGGGAGGAGUCGGAAGAGGAGGAGCCGCCGUCUCUUCCAGGGGGUCGAUCAGCACUCCGACGUCUCCGGUCAAAGCCCCGCCCGUGGCCAUAGAGCUCUCCACCAGCCCCAAGCAUGUGCCUGCACUCUCGUCGCCGCUCAGAAAAGGCAAGCUGUGCAGCUCCGAGUCGGACCAGUCCAGCACGGAGACGGACAGCACCAUCAAGUCCCAGGAGGAGCGGGUCCCGACGGCGCUGCUCGACCCCCAGGAGCUGGCCCAGAAGAUCCUCAAGGAGACCCAGAGCCACCUGGAGGCGGUGGACAACCUCCAGAAGCUCAGCAGCACCAGGGGCCCGGCGUGCGUCAGACCCGAGGGGAAGCGGGCCGCCCGGGGCGGCUCUCUCUCCUCCCCCGCCACGGCGCCCUCCUCCCCGUCCCUGACUCCCCCGGGGGGCGCGGGCGGGCGCGGGUUCUGCCCGUCGCUGACCAGUGCGUUCAGCCGGCCCGGCAGCCGAGGCAGCCUGAAGGCCUGCUCCUCGCCUCUGUCGCACUCCUCGCCUCUGUCCGCCGCCUCGCCUCUUUCACCCUCGUCCGCUCCCCUCGCCAAAGGGCCGCCGCCACCGCCUCCGCCGGCCCGGCCGAAGAAAACCAACCGCUUAUCGUCGUCGUCGUCGGCGCCGUCGAUCUCAUCGCCGAAGCCACACUCCGCGCAUCACAGCCCGGCUGUCUCUCGCUCUCCCUCUCUCUCCUUCUCCCUCAAAGACCACGCCUACCUUUGCCCUCUGUCUUCUCCUUCUUCCGCGCUUUCGCCGGAGCCGGAGCGGCAGCGGGCGCCGAUGGCCGCCUCUAGGUCGCGUGCCUCCGACACGUCGCCCGCCCGCUCCUCGGCGGACCUCUCCCUCUCCCCCGCCUCUUCCCCCGUGGGCAGCGCCCCGUCCCCGACCUUCUCCCGCUACUCGACGGGGUCCUUCUCCGCCUCCCCCAGCCCCACGGCCAACGCCCCGAGACGGAGGCACAGCGAGAGGGCCGCCAGCGGGCCGGCGGACGACGGCGUCCAGUCCGUCCGAAACUUGAAGAGCUUCUGGGCCAACAUGAGCCAGAAGGACGAGGGUCCGAGGCCAGAGCGCGUUCCCGCCGGCGAAGGCGCUAAGAGGAUGAGCACGGUUCAGCGGGACGUCCUGGGUUUGCUGACUCUUUCCCCGAGACACGAAGGCACAGGUGAGAAUCGAACCGCCGGGACACAGGCCUCCGGACAGGGGAGGAAAGCGGAGACAAAGCCGCCAACUUUAUCGACAUCCCAAAGUCUGGUCAGGAAGUCUAAGGAAGCCGGAUCGACGGUGAACUCUUGUCCCGGAAAACUCCCCUCUGAGAACGGAUACAAGGUGAUCUCAAGCGGGAAGUUUUUCCCUUCAUCAAAGUGUUGAUGGUAUGUUUGAAAUUUGGAGACCCUUCUGGAGAAGCCAGUAUGGAUCACUCGCUCUGUGUAUCCUCUAUCUAUUGGGAAAGGUCAUUGAGAAUGAUUUGCUCCAUGAAAUAAGACUGUAAAGACGUAUCACACUUAUGCUUGUGAUGAUUGUGCCUUCUUAUGUAACUGGAAAGAUACAAUAUAAUUGUUGUAAAAAGUGUCAAAUAUUAGCAUUUAAAAAAAAAAGUUAACUGAAUUAAAAGGGACGUAUUCCGAGGCCUUUAUAAGCACACUGUAAAGAGACGUUGACAAUGCCUGCUGCAGAUUGAGAACGUGUAUUGCAUUUAGUCAACCCAAAUGCUUGCUACAUUUGUGUGUGUUGAUUAACUACUUGGCUCCGGAAUUCUUGUUAUAAAUAAUUGAUCAUGUCAGUUGUGAGUUAUUUUGUAAAUUAAAGCAUUUUCCAUUUGUAUAACAAGUUUUGUAUGUGCAAUUAAAUGAUGAACAUUUUA